GAGAUCCGCAAGGUGGAGGAGGCGGCCGCACGCGCGCAGUACGUGUUGCACACCCGCGGCGCGAAAGGAGCUUCCAAGGGCCACAAGCAGGAGAUCAGAAGCAGCAAGAAGGAGGACGAGACCGCCAUCGUCAAGAAAGCCUUGAGGGGCAAGUCCGAGGGCCUCAGCGCCGAGUACCCGGUGAGCAACUGCGUCGGCGCCGGGCGCAUCGAAGGCUGGUUCGUCACAACGCCAGACAAGGUUGUCGAGAGGGGCUUCGGUCACCUGCAGUCCUUCAGCUUCGAGGGCAACCUGGUGUUCCACGUCGAGUGGAGUCCGCUGAUUGAUAAGGCGAAAUUCAACCAGAGGGACCCUGUCAUGUUCGAGGUGGUGCUCGCCAACAACGGCGACCACGAGGCCGUAAACCUGGCGCUGCCAGAGCAGGAUGGCGCUCCCGGCCAGGACGGCCCCUGGACCAAGAGGCCCGAGCCCGAGCCGGAGCCCAGCGCCAGCUCGGCAGACGCCGGGGGCAGAGGCGCGCAGCGGGAGGCGCGGCAGGACAAGGGCAAGGGCAAGGGCUGGCAGCAGCCUGGCUCCGGUGGCGCUGGAGACGGCGCCGUUGUGGCCUGGAAUCCUGCCGGCCAGAUGGUGCAGGGUGGCUGCGGCGGCUGCGGCGGCUGCCCCCAGUGGGGCAUGCAGGGCCAGGGCGGCUGGGGCGGCGACCAAUGGGCCAUGCAAGGCAUGCAGGGCGGCAACCAGUGGGGCGGCAACCAGUGGGGCGGCAACCAGUGGGGCGGCAACCAGUGGGGCGGCAACCAGUGGGGCGGCCAGACGUGGCCAGACAACAGGACCCACGAGGAGAAGGUGCGCGACCGCGUCAAGCAGCUGCAGAAGACCGACAUGGUCGGCAAGGAGCAGUGGAUCCUGUUCACCGAGCGCUUCGGGCAGGGCGGCAAGCGGGACCCCAAGUUCUACGACGUGGAGUUCCUCGACCGCUUCUUCAAGGGCUGGGACGCUGGGGAGCUGCUCGAGGGCAAGGCAGAUGAGUAUGAGGAGGCGCCCGACGGCAGCUGGGCCCCCCCUGGCAAGCGCGGUCCCCGUGGGAACCGCGACAACACGUGGGGCAACGAGGACGGCACGGGCGUCUUCUUCGGCGGCCUCCUCAAGGACGUCACGGAGGACGCGCUGAUGGCCUUCGCGGAGACCGUCGGCCCCGUGAAGUUCAUCAAGAUCUUCACCGACGCCGAGGGCAAGCCACGGAGUUGCGGCAAG
Messenger RNA from Prorocentrum cordatum, 1251 nucleotides. The record is from the annotation of a GenBank genome assembly. Lineage: Eukaryota; Dinophyceae; Prorocentrales; Prorocentraceae.